ACUAGGAACAUGGGAAGAUUGACGGUCGGAGUUAAUAGAGAGUGAAGCACUAGAAACAUGGGGAGUUCAAGGUCCGACAUUUUAUGUUUCUUGGUGCUCUGUGCAAGUUUUCUAGUCCCAAGAAGCUGCCACAGUUACUCUCAUGGUGCUUUAUUUAUCUUCGGAGAUUCCUUUUAUGAUGCUGGGAAUAAUAUCUAUCUCAACACUAACAUUCCCAAACUAAAUAUCUUUCCAUAUGGAGAGACAUAUUUUAAGCAUCCCACAGGAAGGGCUAGUGAUGGUCGAUUAAUUCCAGAUUUUAUUUCUGAAUUUGCAAAGCUACCAUUAAUUCCACUAUAUUUAGAACCCGGCAACCAUCAUUUCACAGAUGGAGUCAACUUUGCAUCAGGGGGAGCUGGUGCGCUCGUUGAAACUAAUCAAGGACUGAUUAUGGACCUUAAAACUCAAUUAAGUAAUUUCAAGAAUAUGGAGAAGCAGCUAAGGCAAAAACUAGGAGCUUCAGAAGUAAAGACUUUGUUAUCCACAGCUGUUUACAUGUUCAGCAUUGGAACUAACGACUACUUGGUACCUUUCACGUCAAACUCCACCGUGCUUCAAUCCUACUCCAAAAAGGAGUAUGUCAAGAUGGUAAUUGGCAACAUAACAACCGUGAUCCAAGAAAUUUAUAAGAUAGGGGGAAGGAAAUUUGGACUAUCAAAGUUGCUUCCUUUAGGUUGUCCACCAAUCUCUAGAGCACUAGAAAUAGUCAGAACAGGUGGCUCUGGCUGCAUGGAAGAAGUUACAGUGCUUGCAAAACUACACAACAGAGCACUCCCUAAAGCUCUCAAAGAGCUUAAGAGCCAACUAAAAGGAUAUACCUAUUCAAUUUUUGAUGCCUACACUGCAGGAACUGCUAUUUUCAAUAACCCUUCAAAAUAUGGUUUCGAAGAGGUGAAAAUGGCAUGCUGUGGCAGUGGUCCAUUGAGAGCUUCCAUUACUUGCGGCCAGAAAGUAUACCAACUGUGCGAUAACGUUAGCGAAUAUUUCUUCUUUGAUGGAAUUCAUCCAACCGAAAAGGCCAACUAUCAAUUUGCAAAGCUAAUGUGGGAUGGGAGUCCUAAAAUCGUCAAGCCUUACAACCUGAAGACACUGUUCGAGAAAUAGCUCAAAACUUAUUCCCUGACAAUUUCUUUCAAAUAAUAUUUUUAGUUUCAAGUAAAAUCCAUUAGUUUGAUGGAAAAUUUUCUUUAAAUGGAAACUUUUCAAACAUAGCCUAUCAAUCAAAUGUCAACAACAAUUUUCCUUCAAAUCUUGUUUCAUGUAAAGCUCAUCAUUUCAAUUGCAAUUUUCUUUCUAAUAGUAUUUUAUUUUAAAGUAAAGUCUAUUAAUUCAAUAAAAAUUUGCUUUUUAUGUAAUAUUUUUAUUUCAAGUAAAGCCUAUUAGUUCAACGAUAAAUUUCCUUCAUGUGAUAUUUUUUUCUCAAAUUAACAUUUUCGAUUCAAGUAUAGCUCAUUAAUUUAGUGAUAGUUUUCUCUUAAAAGAUAUUUUUUUUAUUUCAAGUAAAGUCUAUCAAUCUAAUAAUUUUUUUUUCUUAAAAGACAUUUUAUUUCAAACAAAGCUCAUCAAUACAUGGCAACAACAAUUUUCUUUCAAAUUUUCCAUCGAGUAAAUUCCAUCACUUUGAUGGAAUUUGUUUUUUCAAUUGGCAAUUUUUCAAGUGAAUCUAUAAUUCCGAUGACAAUUUUCUUUUCAAUAGCAUUUAAUAGAUUUAGAUUCCAAGUUGAUCCCUUUAUUUUUCUUUUUGUGGAUCUCAAGUUGAUCCCUUCAAUUACAUGGAUUCCAAAUUGAUUCUUUUAUCCAACAUUUUCCAAGUUGAUCCCAUCAUUUUUGUUUACGUGGAUUCCAAGUUAAUCCCUUCAUUUAUAUGAAUUCUAAGUUGAUCUUUUCAUUUUUCAUCUGAUAUAUUCCAAGUUGAUUUUUCUAUUUUCAUUUAGUGGAUCCCAAGUUAAUCACUUUAUUUAUAUGAAUCCUAAUUUGAUCAUUUUGUUUUUCAUCCGAUAGAUCUCAAGUUAAUCCUGUCGUUUUAGUUUAUAUACAUCUCAAGUUGAGCCUUUCAUUUACAUGGAUCCUAAGUUAAUUCUUUCAUUUCUUAUUUGAUGGAUCCCAAGUUGAUCUUGUUGUUUUUGUUUGUGUAAAUUCUAAGUUAAUCCCUUCAUUUAUAUCAUUUAUAUGGAUUUCAAGUUGAUUCUUUUGUUUCUCA
Molecule: messenger RNA, 2239 nt
Organism: Populus trichocarpa (black cottonwood)
Lineage: Eukaryota; Viridiplantae; Streptophyta; Magnoliopsida; Malpighiales; Salicaceae
Product: GDSL esterase/lipase 1
Exons: 5
Coding region: 58-1143 (361 amino acids)
Molecular function (GO): hydrolase activity, acting on ester bonds
Source: RefSeq, a predicted model, not a curated record